AUGUGUGCCUACUGCGACUUGGCUCACCUCAACGGCACCGAGUGGGUCUCCCCCGAGUUCUUCCUUCUCCUCGCCCGAGCUGCCUUUAUCCACCCCUCUGUCGGCUAUCUCUGCAUCGACACGCCUGAGCUCGGCCGGCCCUGCUUCGGCACAAAGGAGAUAAUUCAAAGCCUGGGGGGACUGCUGACCCUGGCCAUGGGUCAGCUUCCCUCGCGUACCACAACUGUCAGGCUACACAUGCCCUCCCGCCCUGACCAAAUCCGCUCCCUCGUCCACGCGUGGGCUGACAAGGACGUGGUGAUCUACUCAAAGAACACGUUUGACCGCUUUGACAGGGCAACAGAUAACAUUGCGCAUGAAGUCAUGCCGUAUGCGAAGCAGUGGCACGCUGUGGCUGACAGGAUCGUUGCCGGGCUUCCGAAGCCCUUCAUUGCCAUUCAUUUCCGAUCCGAAUUCAUCGCGUAUAACCUGGCAGAGGAGAAGAAGGCUGAGUUGUCAGCUGCAGAUAAGCUAAAGAUAUUGAAAAAGCGCAUGGAGCGGUGCACGAGAGAAGCUGCACGGCUGAUAAACCGUGUAAAGGCGAAACGUAAUGCCGGUACUGUUUUUAUCGCCGCUGACAUUCCGUACAACAAAUCGGGAGCAACACCCCGCUCUGAGUCCUGGGGGGCAAUGGCUUGGGCCUAUGGGAAUGGCUCGCUCACUGAGGUGCCUCAUUAUUGGCUGUCUUGGCUGCGGGAUAACGUCAGCGGAACUGUUAUGAUUGACGAGCUGAUGCCAUCGCUGAACGAGCAGGAUCCAGGUUCACUGAACCCACUUGCAAUCCAGCAGAAGCGACCGUUGAGUCGCGACGAGGUGGAGGAGCAGCAGCAGCAGGGGGAUGUGGGACUGGUGUGCAGCCGAGCGUGGAAGCAGGGCCUUUUGGACCGCGUGCCUGGCAGCCACUUCCUCACCCGCGCGUUUAAGAAAGAGCGGGUGUCGUUGGAGAGUAUUUCAGCUGGCGUGGACUCGAUUUGCAAUAAGGUGGAGGACGUUGAACGGCUGAUGGCGAAAAGCUACUCUGGGAGCAGCAGCAGCGGUAGCGGCGGCAGCGGCGGCAACGAUAGCAAUAGCAGCGGCAGCAGUCCGAGUGACCCAGACAGUCCGUGCAACCACUGGCCUGAGGCAUGCUGGCCUGUGCCUGGCAUGCCGUUUUCCCAGCUCUCGGACUUCGCCAAUCGCAAGUAUCUGGUGUUUGCAGCGGUGGAGGAGCAGCUCACCAACGCCAAGAUCCAUGUCAUUGAGGCGGCACGGGUCGCCAGAGAGACCAACCGCAUCCUCGUCCUACCCAAGGGGUCCCACAGCCAUCUGUCGCUGGGUCGAUCCAUGCCCAUGUGUGCCUACUGCGACUUGGCUCACCUCAACGGCACCGAGUGGGUCUCCCCCGAGUUCUUCCUCCUCCUCGCCCGCGCUGCUUUCGUCAGACCCACCGUCAGCUACCUCUGUGUUGACACUCCCGAGCUUGGUCGGCCCUGCUUUGGCACAACCGAGAUCGCAGGGAGUCUGGGAGCAGUGUUCACGCUGGCCAUGGGGCAUGUACCCACCGGGGGCAACACCAUUUGGCUGCACAUGCCUGCCCGCUUCGACCAGAUUCAGUCGCUGCUCAACGCCUGGAAGCACAGGGAUGUGGUGAUAUACGCCAAGAACACAUAUGAACGUUUCGAUCGGGAAACGGACGACAUGGCGCAUGUGUUGCUGCCGUAUGCCCGCGAGUGGCACCUCGCCGCCAAGCGCAUCGUGGCCCGCCUGCCCAAGCCGUUCAUUGGCGUGCACUACCGCUCCGAGUUCAUUGCCUUCAGAUUGGCAGGUGAGAACAGAACCGACAUCCCAGUCGAAGAGAGGCUGAAGAUUCUCAAGGAUCGCACCAGGUGGUGCACCAAAGAAGCUGCCCAGAAAAUAAAUAAAGUGAAAAAGAGGCACAACGCAUCGACCGUUUUCCUGGCAGCCGAUAUUCCGUACAAUCAGUCUGGUGUUACACCUCGGUCGGAGUCGUGGGAUGCGCUGAAAUGGGCUUUUGGAGAUAACAAUGUGUCGGACGUGCCUCACUAUUGGCUGUCCUGGUUGCGAGAGAAAGUCAAAGGGACGGUCAUGAUUGACGAGCUUAUGCCAUCGGCAAACAACCUCGACCCAGGUAUUGUGGCCAUUUUAGACAAGCUGAUUUGUGCGCGGUCAAGUAUCUUCCUUGCCGGCUCCAUAUCUUGUGGAGGUGGCCGGGGCUUUGAGAAAGAUAUAUUGCUUCACCGAGACGGCCUGAAAAAAAAGCUAGAUUUCGUUAGAUGGGCUGCUGGGGGGGAGAAACCCUUUUAG
Messenger RNA from Closterium sp. Naga37s-1, 2343 nucleotides. The record is from the annotation of a GenBank genome assembly. NCBI's taxonomy places the organism in Eukaryota, Viridiplantae, Streptophyta, Zygnematophyceae, Desmidiales, Closteriaceae.